GGAUUCCCGCACAGAUCAUCGGAAAAAAGCCGUAGCCCGGAAACCGAGAACCCUCUGCGAAAAACAUGGCCGGUAACCCUCGUGUUUUCUUCGACAUGACCGUCGGCGGAGCCCCCGCCGGCCGGAUCGUGAUGGAGCUUUUCGCCGACGUGACGCCGCGGACGGCCGAGAACUUCCGCGCGCUCUGUACGGGCGAGAAGGGCGUCGGCCGCUCCGGCAAGCCCCUCCACUACAAGGGGUCCAGCUUCCACCGCGUGAUCCCCAACUUCAUGUGCCAGGGAGGCGACUUCACCGCCGGGAACGGCACCGGCGGCGAGUCGAUUUACGGCUCCAAGUUCGCUGACGAGAACUUCAUCAAGAAGCACACCGGCCCCGGCAUCCUCUCCAUGGCCAACGCCGGCCCCGGAACCAACGGAUCUCAGUUCUUCAUCUGCACCGUCAAGACCGAGUGGCUGGACGGAAAGCACGUCGUGUUCGGCCAGGUCGUGGAGGGAAUGGACGUCGUCCGCGCGAUAGAGAAGGUCGGCUCUUCCUCGGGCCGGACCUCGAAGCCCGUCGUUGUCGCCGACUGCGGCCAGCUGUGAGCGGGAUCUCUCGCUCCGUCGGAACCCUAGCUUUUUCCUUCUUCCCGUCUCUUCUCUCCAUUUUCUACUUCAUCUUCCCUUUCCUUCUGAGAUCUCUCUAGGGUUUUUGCUUUAUUUGUCGUUUCUUAUGGUUCAUGGGGGCUUCUCGAACGAAGUGUAGCGUCUUUUCCCUCUCUUCUGGUGGAUCUUCCUUGUGGGUCAGCCACUGGUCACGGUGGCAGGAGCUUUCAGUGUAGAUUUUAAUUUCACCACUGAAAUAAUAUUAGGGUUUCUUGUGA
This is a messenger RNA of Nymphaea colorata (pocket water lily), 862 nucleotides long. Its product is annotated as peptidyl-prolyl cis-trans isomerase. Gene Ontology annotation, molecular function: peptidyl-prolyl cis-trans isomerase activity. The coding region runs from base 66 to 584 and encodes 172 amino acids. NCBI's taxonomy places the organism in Eukaryota, Viridiplantae, Streptophyta, Magnoliopsida, Nymphaeales, Nymphaeaceae. Gene Ontology annotation, cellular component: cytosol; plasma membrane. The record is from RefSeq and is a predicted model, not a curated record. Gene Ontology annotation, biological process: protein peptidyl-prolyl isomerization; protein folding. The transcript has a single exon.